This is a messenger RNA of Recurvomyces mirabilis, 900 nucleotides long. RefSeq lists its product as uncharacterized. Lineage: Eukaryota; Fungi; Ascomycota; Dothideomycetes; Mycosphaerellales; Teratosphaeriaceae. Gene Ontology annotation, cellular component: cytosol. Bases 1 to 900 code for a protein of 299 amino acids. The transcript is spliced from 5 exons. The record is from RefSeq and is a predicted model, not a curated record. Gene Ontology annotation, molecular function: aldose reductase (NADPH) activity.
AUGUCAGGCGAUAACCAAUGGACGAAGAAGACCUUCACCCUCAACACCGGUGCUAAGAUCCCAGCUGUCGGUCUCGGUACCUGGCAAUCGAAGCCCAAUGAGGUCCGCAAAGCCGUCGCCGCCGCAUUGAAGGCCGGCUACAGGCAUAUCGACACUGCCCUUGCUUACGGCAACGAGCACGAGGUCGGCCAGGGUAUCAAGGACUCUGGUGUGCCACGUGAGGAGAUCUGGGUCACCACCAAGCUCGACAACCCAUGGCAUAAGCAUGUGGAAGAGGGCAUCACCUCAUCCCUCAAGUCCCUCGAGAUGGAUUACGUCGACCUCUACCUCAUCCACUGGCCAUCUUCCAGCGAUCCUGCAGACUUGAAGAAGCAUCUCCCUGACUGGGAUUAUAUCAAGACCUGGAAAGAGAUGGAGAAAGUUGCGGCUUCCGGCCGUGCCAAGAACAUCGGUGUCUCCAACUUCAGCAUCCGCCACAUCGAGGCACUCGAGAAGGACGCCGAGGUCAAGACAGUUCCAGCCGUCAACCAGGUCGAGCUCCACCCCAACUGCCCAUCGCCCAAGUUGAUCGACUUCUGUGCGUCCAAGGGCAUCCACUGCACCGCAUACUCCUGCCUUGGCUCAACCAAUAGCCCACUCGCCAACGACAAGACUCUGGCCAAGAUGGCUGAGAGCAAGAAAUUGAGCGUUGCUCAGGUCCUCCUGGUCUGGGGUCUGCAGCGUGGCACCAGUGUCAUUCCCAAGUCUGUCACCGAGUCCCGCAUCCAAGACAACUUCAAGCUUGACGGCGUCUCGCUCACGGAUGAUGAGAUGAAGCAGCUCUCAAGUCUGCCAGACCGCUUCAAGGUCUGCGGUGAUGCCUGGCUCCCGGUCAAGGUGUUCUUCGGCGAGGACGAGUAA